AUGAUCAACAAUAAAGUGGAUGUCAUUGCCCUUCAGGAAACACACACAACUGACGAAACCGAUUUGCAAAAACGAGGAUACAUAGCUGGAUACAAAUUAAUUGGAGCCAUCAAUCAUAAGCAAUAUGGUAUAGCAACAUAUGUCAAAAAUGAUAUUGAUACAGCAAAUGUAGUCUACAGAAGCCAUUUGAAUAACAUAUACUACCAUGUUUAUUACCAGGUUGGAAUUUAUCUGCAAAAUUGGUCGCAUGUUAUCAAUUACAUAAUUAAAGCUGAAUCUACUCCGGACUAUGUGGAAAAUCCUGAACUCCUGACCUCAUACAGUUCUAAACUUAAAUGCAUGACAGGCUUAGCUGAACUUGCUGGUCGUAAAUACAAAUUAGCUGCUCAAAAUUUCUUGAAAACCAAUCUUGAUUAUUGGGAUUCUUGCGACGUAAUGACACCUAAUGAUAUUGCUAUUUAUGGAGGACUUUGCGCAUUAGCUACUUUUAACCGUUCAGAACUUCAAAAUAACGUAAUUUGCAACAAGUAAGUUUUUCAGUAUGUAUAAAUAUUAUAGGU
Molecule: messenger RNA, 560 nt
Organism: Acyrthosiphon pisum (pea aphid)
Lineage: Eukaryota; Metazoa; Arthropoda; Insecta; Hemiptera; Aphididae
Product: COP9 signalosome complex subunit 1-like
Exons: 3
Coding region: 1-531 (176 amino acids)
Cellular component (GO): COP9 signalosome
Molecular function (GO): catalytic activity
Source: RefSeq, a predicted model, not a curated record